Messenger RNA from Rosa chinensis, 2063 nucleotides. Its product is annotated as putative pectinesterase/pectinesterase inhibitor 28. Gene Ontology annotation, molecular function: pectinesterase activity; pectinesterase inhibitor activity. Gene Ontology annotation, biological process: cell wall modification. The record is from RefSeq and is a predicted model, not a curated record. Bases 228 to 1934 code for a protein of 568 amino acids. The transcript is spliced from 2 exons. NCBI's taxonomy places the organism in Eukaryota, Viridiplantae, Streptophyta, Magnoliopsida, Rosales, Rosaceae.
CAAAAACAUUCCAAUCAGCGGGGCACCAAUAAGUUGUUAUUGUGCACUGCUUGAAUAAAAAGGUUCGAAUAAAAAGAGCCCCAACGGCUCUACAUACGCAGCAACUCACUUGAAAAAGAAAAAAAGAUCAACAAAAACAAAGAAAAAAAGAAACUCUCUUAUAUCUUUUUCACCACCAGGAUACCCCGCACCUUUUGUCUUUGAGAGCUUCUAUCCAGUCUGUCAACAUGAGCGGAGAUGACCGUCACGCCAAGAAGAAGAAGUUCGCCAUCCUCGGCGUGUCGGCGUUGAUUCUGGUGGCCAUGGUGGUUGCUGUGGCUGUUGGGGUCACCAAAAGCCAGAAAGGCGGAAAGGACGAGAAGAAACCAGCCACAACAUCCAAGGCAAUUGAAGCCGUCUGCCAACCAACAGACUACAAGGAAACUUGCCAAAACAGCCUCUCCUCAAAAGCCAGCAACGUCACUGACCCAAAAGAGCUCAUCAAGAUUGGGUUCCAGAUCGCCAUAGACAAAAUCCAAGAGGUGAUCAACAACUCCCCCACCUUGAAAGAGCUUGCCAAGGAUCCGAGGAGCAACCAGGCCCUUCAGAACUGCAAAGAACUCUUAGAGUUCUCCAUCAAUGAUCUGAAGAAGUCGGUCGAGCAUAUCGGCCCCUUCGAAGUUAGCAAGCUCAAAGCAUAUGUCGACGACCUUAAGGUUUGGCUUAGUGCUUCCAUCAGCUACGAACAGACUUGCUUGGAUGGAUUCGAGGACACCAAGGGUGAGGCUGGGACCAAAAUGCAGGGCUUCUUAAAGCAAUCACAAGAACUCACCAAGAACGGACUUGCCAUGGUCACUGAAAUAGGCAACCUCUUGGUAAAUGGCAACCUUAAAACCCAACGUCGUCUCUUAGCUGAGGCUGAGGCUCCUAUAGACCAAAAGAAGGCAAAUAAGAUCAUCCCCUCAUGGAUUGAUGGACGCAAGCUCGACCUCGCUACCGCCAAUCCCAGCACCCUUAAACCCGACGUUGUAGUCGCUGCGGAUGGAAGUGAAAAUUACAAGACCAUCAACGAGGCUCUCCAGGAUAUGCCCAAGAACGGUGGUGAAAAAACGUUUGUGAUCUACAUCAAAGAGGGAACGUAUGAUGAGAAUGUGUUGGUUGACAAGCAUAUGACCAAUGUCAUGUUCAUCGGUGAUGGCCCUACCAAGACCAAGAUCACGGGUAACAAGAACUAUGCCGAUGGUGUCCAAACAUACAAAACCGCAACUGUCGCUGUGAUCGGAGACUACUUCAUUGCUAAGGACAUAGGAUUCGAGAACACAGCCGGACCUAAAGGACACCAAGCCGUGGCACUGCGUGUUCAAUCUGAUCUGUCCAUCUUCUACAACUGCCAGAUAGACGGUUACCAAAACACACUCUUCACCCAAACACACAGGCAAUUCUACCGAGACUGCACCAUCUCUGGAACCAUCGACUUCAUCUUCGGUGAUGCAGUCGCCGUGUUCCAAAACUGCAAGUUGAUCAUCAAGAAGCCCGACUCAGAUCAGAGCUGCUUUGUCACCUCCCAAGGAAGGAGUGACAAGCGGCAGCCCACUGCCAUCGCCCUCCAAAAUUGCACCAUUAGCGGCGAGAAGGACUAUGUGAACAACAAAGGUGCCUACUUGGGCAGGCCACAACACGCCUACUCUAGGACCAUCGUGAUGCAGUCCGAGAUCGAUGACGUUAUCAGCCCUGAGGGUUGGAUGGAGUGGACUGGUAAGACCAACCACGAAACAUGCUGGUUCGGCGAGUUCUCAAACAGGGGACGUGGUGCGGCCACCAACAAGAGGGUGAAUUGGUACAAGUUGGUCACCCGUGAACAAGCCGCCGAAUUCACCCCCGGCGGAAUUCUUUCUGGUGAUAGGUGGAUCAAGCCCAGCGGUGUGCCGUAUGAGGCUGGAAUGAUGCGUGUCUAAGAAACCUAACUAUCCAUAGCACCUGCUGCAAAUAGACACUAGUAUUCUAACAAAAAAUAUCACCGUAAAAAAAAAAAAAAAGUAAUAUCAUUUGAAAUUCAAAUAAAUUAUAUUAUUAUUGCGUUAUUA